Molecule: messenger RNA, 435 nt
Organism: Pseudopodoces humilis (Tibetan ground-tit)
Lineage: Eukaryota; Metazoa; Chordata; Aves; Passeriformes; Paridae
Product: cyclin-dependent kinase 4 inhibitor B-like
Biological process (GO): regulation of cyclin-dependent protein serine/threonine kinase activity; regulation of G1/S transition of mitotic cell cycle; negative regulation of cell population proliferation
Cellular component (GO): nucleus; cytoplasm
Molecular function (GO): protein kinase binding; cyclin-dependent protein serine/threonine kinase inhibitor activity
Source: RefSeq, a predicted model, not a curated record
AUGGAGGGAUCCCCCCGAGGCGACGUCGACCGCCUGUGCAGCGCCGCCGCCCGCGGGGACCACGAAGAGGUGAAGAAGCUCCUGGACGCAGGCGUGGAUCCCAACGGGACCAACGCCUUCGGGAGAACCCCGCUCCAGGUGAUGAUGCUGGGCAGCCCGCGGGUGGCCGAGCUGCUGCUGCGGCGCGGAGCCGACCCCAAUCGCCCCGACCCUCGCACCGGCUGCCUCCCGGUUCACGACGCGGCCCGCGCCGGCUUUCUGGAGACCCUGGCUGUGCUGCACCGGGCCGGGGCGCGCCUCCACCUACCCGACGGCCGCGGCCGCCUGCCCCUCGACGUGGCGGCGGGGGGCCCGCACGGAGCGGUGGGGCGAUACCUGCGCGACCCGCCGCCCCUUCCAGGAGCGGCGGGGGCUGCCGAGGAGGCUGAGCACUGA